Molecule: messenger RNA, 1402 nt
Organism: Lactuca virosa
Lineage: Eukaryota; Viridiplantae; Streptophyta; Magnoliopsida; Asterales; Asteraceae
Source: the annotation of a GenBank genome assembly
UGGGACUUUUCUUCAUAUAGCCAAAAACACCGACACUAUUCCCCCGAUAACAAUAGUCCACCGGUCCCCCACACUUCCCUCAUCUAUCUACCGACUCCACCGCCUCUUUACUUCACAUAUUCAAUCUCCUCCGCUUCUUCGAGAAAUCCACCACCGCCUCUCCCUCUAGCUCACUUCCUCUACCUCAAUUGAAACAAACAACUGGGUAUUUCCUCAUCGACUCUCCUUUCUUCAUUCAACAGCGUCAGAAUCACGGGGAGAAGAAGACGGCGGACCCGCCAGGGCCAUGGCCAUAAGUCGGUUUCAAUGUGGAGGUGUGGCUUCUUUUGCGUUGUCUCAUGGUCAAAACGAAAGGUUGGAUUUAUUGAAGAAACUAUCGUCUUGCCAAGAAACCCAACGCCUAACUCGGUUAAUGUUUCUAAUAUAGGAAUGAUGGGGAGGAGUGAGGUCAUGUGGGGAAUACGGAGGGGCUGUAUCUGGAUUCUAGAACGACCCAUAUACACAGAAAAACAACAAAAGUUAAGCUCUAUCAGACCACCAACUUUCUACAAUCAGAGACAAAUACCAGGUCAUCUACUUCAUUCAAGCACCAACUUUCUGUCUCUGCUCUCCAUCUAUUACAGCUGCUUUAGCUUGAGUGGAUUUUACGUUACAAAUAGGGUGAUAUAUGCAGUGUGCAAUGGACACAAACUGUCAGGCAAGUGGUAGUAAUGAAAAUGAUCUCCACCUUUACGAUGCUACCAACAAAAGUCAUGUUGAGUAUGCCCAACCUGUAUAUGUAUUUGGAUCCAUAUUACCAUAGGAGGCGUCAGGUAUGAAAAGAAGAAGAUCGAAUGAAUUUCAUUUACAGCAGAGCUUCUUUGAAGAUUAUAGCACAAAUGUUUUCUUAGUUCAAUUGCAUCUACUUUGCAUCUAAACUGCUAACAACUGAAUUUCUACACGAAUUUUGGCUUUAUUGUGGGGAGCAAGAGGAUGAGUUCUCUAGCUUUUCAGCCUGCAUAGAAAGGGUAUUAAAACAUUGCAGGACGAGAAUGCCCUUGGUGUAUGUAUCAGAUGUGGUGGAGAAAUCAGUAGAAGUUAUAGCCACUGAGAAAUUGGCUAAAGAUCUUGAAAGUUCAUCUCCAUUUGCAAUCAUGGAUCAAGCCAUAUGUUGGGCUAAUUGGCAGAAAUUAUAUUUGUAUAUUUGUAGAUUUCUCACUUGGGUCGUAAGUGGUAUGGACUAUACUUGGCUCUUUAUCAUCAGAAAGAUAGUUAUAUGAUUUUUUAGUAAACGGCAAAGAAGCAUGAUCAUUCUAUGUAAAGAAGCUUAAAGGAAUAAUACAUGUUUAAGUACUAUUUUGUGCCAUAAAUGUAGCUCAUCAGGUGCUCUGGAAACCAAAACUAAAGGAUUAGUUGUCUUAAG